This is a messenger RNA of Arachis ipaensis, 711 nucleotides long. RefSeq names its product hydrophobic protein LTI6A. NCBI's taxonomy places the organism in Eukaryota, Viridiplantae, Streptophyta, Magnoliopsida, Fabales, Fabaceae. Gene Ontology annotation, cellular component: membrane. The record is from RefSeq and is a predicted model, not a curated record.
CCUCCACAUUCACAGAUAGCACUAUCAAAUACGAAAUCUUCUCAAAUACAAGCAGCAGAAGCAGUUAUUGUAACUUAAGUUUAAUCAAAAAUGGCGGAAGGCACAGCCACCUGCAUAGACAUCCUCCUCGCCAUCAUCCUUCCUCCUCUUGGGGUCUUCCUCAAGUAUGGCUGCCAUGUAGAGUUCUGGAUCUGUUUGGUACUCACCCUUUUUGGAUAUCUCCCUGGAAUUAUUUAUGCUGUCUAUGCUAUCACCAAGUGAUCAUCAUCUUUGGUGGCCAAUGAACAGUAUAGUUCUCAAGUGCAUUCCGCGUGUUUCAGUUCAGAUAUUCCUGUUUUUCUGUAGCCGUUUGAUCUUUGAUGGGUUAAUUAAAAAGUGAUUCUUUUUUCUUCUUUUUUUUUCUCUUUUGUUUUAUUCUCAGUGUAUCACUGUCAAUAUCCCUUUUUUAGUGACGUGUUAAUUAAUUAUUAUUUUCCGUGCUUUAUUUUGUUGUAUGUAACAACCAAGAGUGGGACUUGGUGUGGUCUCUAUACUUGUUUGGAGUUUGGACAACCGAAUGAAUUGAAAGAUAGUACUUGCUAGUCAGGGUCAAUAAUUUUGUUUACUUGUAUUAGACCUCAAUCCUAAUUAGUAAUGUAUUCAUUCAUGUCAAAAUGUUCUAAUAGUUAUCAAUUAUUAUUUUCAAAUUAAUAAAAUUGAUUUAUUCAUCAA